This is a messenger RNA of Penicillium soppii, 243 nucleotides long. RefSeq lists its product as uncharacterized. The record is from RefSeq and is a predicted model, not a curated record. NCBI's taxonomy places the organism in Eukaryota, Fungi, Ascomycota, Eurotiomycetes, Eurotiales, Aspergillaceae. The transcript has a single exon. Bases 1 to 243 code for a protein of 80 amino acids.
AUGCCAGAAUCCUUUGCAGACGCCAAAGAGCCCCUUGACGAGCACGCAGGUUUUCCAGGCCCAGUCACGGGGCUCGCAAUCAUGGUCUCAUCCCAUCCGUCUUCGGUUCAUGACGCUUUCCCAUCAGCGCAACUCCAGUCCGCCACACAAACCCCGAUUCCCAAAGCGAAAGCACAAGCGAAUAAAAGCAAGACAAGCAAGGACCGAGAAAGAUGCAAGAUGGUUGAGGCGAGAAGGGGAUAA